AUGUCGUUUCAGGCUUUAACCGAGCCCGCAUGCGUCAUGCUUGAGUUUCUGUCCCUCCUCGCGCCUGACGGCAUUCCCGACUACAACAACAUCCGCUUCGCGCAGAAGUGUUUGCUCGAAGCUAAUGCUCUGAGGCGCAGGGUGUCAGGCGUGAUAGAGGAGCUCCUCUCUCUUAGUCUUGUCCAGCGAGACGCCAACACAGAUAAUAUCUCGGUCCACCGCCUUGUGCAGUCCGAGUUCCGCUAUCACCUCAAGACCACGCUCCAACAAAGGUUCCAAGACGCUUCUCAGCUGGUUUACCACGCAUUCCCUAAGCAGGUUUUUGGCCGGACCUUCCGCCCCCAUUUUCAAGAAUGCGCAACACUCAUCCAGCACGUCUACUCUCUCCGCGACCACGCCGAGCAGACCGCCACCGGGACCCGCAGCGGCCAGCACGGCGACGGCCUCCGCCCCUCCAAGGACUUCUGCCGCCUCAUGUGUAAUGCAGCAUACUACCUCGUCGAGACGGGUACAACAAAGGAACUGGCCAGGAUGGUGGACAUCACGAUGGCGGCGUUCAAGUCCACCGGGCUUUCGGACGAGGAUCUGCUUUCCUUCGCCCACUUUUGCAACUCGGCAGCACUGGAGCGGGAGAUGAACGGAGACUUUGCUGCUGCCAAAGACCUCCUCGAGCGGGCCCGAGACAUCCGUUGUCGCGAGCUGCCAUCGGGGCAUGAGGAUAUCUGGGUGGUCAUGAACAACCUCGGUAAUCUCAACCUGUCGCUGGGCAACUAUUCCGAGGCAUUGAGGUAUCACCUUCUCUGUCAAGAGUCGGUCGCGAUGGAGGUCAAGGACAACGUGCAAAUGAACUGGAAUAACCUUGGGAGGUGCUACACUGGAUUGGGCCGGUACUCUGAGGCGAUGGGCGCGUUUGAGAAAGCCAAGCUGGUCAACGGUUCGGAGUUGGGGUUCAGGACCUAUUACUACUGGGUCGGCAACAUGUACAUGGCCCAGGGGAACCUGGACGCGGCAAAGACCAUGUACACUGAGGGGCAAGAACGGUUGAGAGCUGUCGGGGAGGCAAUCUCAGCCGAUAUGGCCGUCUGCCUGUAUAAGCUGGGGCUGAUUGCCCUGCGCAAGUACUCUGGGAGCAGAGCCAAGGAAGAACUCGACCAGGCCAUAAGCCACUUCCGCGAGGCGAUUACCAUGAUGGAAUUUCUAAAAGUGGCCGACUGCGAAGUAGCUCGGGCUUCAUACAUGCUAUCAACAGCCCUCCUUCUCCGGGCCGGCGGUGAGGCCGAAGCGGCGGUGUGGUUGGAGAAGGCGGAGAGGGUCAGAGAAUGGAUGCAGGGAACCGGGUACAAGGCGGAAGCCCAUGGCGACGCCGUGUAUGACAUGCUCGUGGAGUCCUGGGUGAGAUAG
This is a messenger RNA of Thermothielavioides terrestris NRRL 8126, 1401 nucleotides long. RefSeq lists its product as uncharacterized. Gene Ontology annotation, molecular function: protein binding. NCBI's taxonomy places the organism in Eukaryota, Fungi, Ascomycota, Sordariomycetes, Sordariales, Chaetomiaceae. The transcript is spliced from 4 exons. The record is from RefSeq and is a predicted model, not a curated record. Bases 1 to 1401 code for a protein of 466 amino acids.